Molecule: messenger RNA, 2834 nt
Organism: Carassius gibelio (silver crucian carp)
Lineage: Eukaryota; Metazoa; Chordata; Actinopteri; Cypriniformes; Cyprinidae
Product: serine/arginine repetitive matrix protein 3-like
Exons: 15
Coding region: 289-2103 (604 amino acids)
Molecular function (GO): mRNA binding
Source: RefSeq, a predicted model, not a curated record
UUUAUUUAUUUAUUUAUUUACUUUAUUUUGAUCUUAUUACUCGUUUUGAAAUGAGUCAGUAUUGCGGUGCGCCACGGUUGCUCCUCCAGACCGCUGGGGGGCGCUGUGUCUGACUCGCCCCAGCUCGAGUCGUCCCGUUCUCGGCUUCUGCGCCGCUGCGGUGUCGCUGUCCAGUACUGAACGUUCAGGACCGCGAGAGGAGGACAGCGCCCGAUCCUCCGACAAAAACAUAGCAGACCGCAUCAGAACCGCUUCAGCCGGCCUCAUCUACCACAGAGCGCUGUGGCCAUGUACGAUGGGGCGAGGGUUCCCUCCCCUGAGGAUGCUGCUAACGGGGUCCCACUGCAGCCCGAGACCCCCGCGGCCACACAUCCCAAAACUAACGAGGAGCCGGAGGAGAAAGAGGGCGUCCCACCUGAGCCCGUCCUGGUGAAAAAGGCUCACCGUGAGAUUCUGGACCAUGAGAGGAAGAGGAGGGUGGAGCUGAAAUGCAUGGAGCUUCAGGAGAUGAUGGAGGAACAGGGGUAUUCCGAAGAAGAAAUCCGGCAGAAGGUUGGAACGUUUCGGCAGAUGCUGAUGGAGAAGGAGGGUGUGAUAACUCGAGAAGGCUUGCACCCACGUCCACCGGUCAGGCUGCUUCCUCACGGGGAUGAAGAUCAUGUGGAAAACGCUGCAUACAUUGACGGCUAUGAGGAAGACUAUGAUUGGGAUGGAGAAUAUUACAAGCAAGAUUCAGCUGCCUAUGACGAGUGCAGAUCCAAGAGGAUAUCCAGCAGUUCACCUUCCCCUCGGCCAAAGAAGAGGAAAAAGAAGAAGGCAAGAAGACACAGUCGAGCUGACAACCCAUCUCCAACCCGAAGAGACAAGAGGAAGAAAAGUGGAAAGAAACACAAGAGAGACAGGUCCACAUCUGGCUCAAGGAGGAAGAGGAGACACAGAUCUGGGAGCCCCAAAAACAAACACAAAGACAAGAACAAACAGAAGAAGAGGUGUUCAGUGGAGUCUCCCAGCAGGAGUUCUCAGCACAGAGGCAGCUGUUGUAGUUCCCGAAGCGGAUCCGUCUCCUCCACCACCAGCGUCUCCAAAUCACCCAGCAGAUCAAAUGCAAAGUGCAGGAACGAUAGGCACAAACAGGAAGGAAGUCACUCUAGCCACAGCCCACCGCCGUCCCUCAGCGCUGACCAGCCAAUCACGUGUCUGAACGGCAACCACAGCGUCCGUGUCCGCAACGGCAAAGAUUCGAGAGCCAAUCACACGGAGGGGAAUAAAGGGAACGAUAAGCUUCGCUCUCUGGCUCCGUCUCCCUCGAGCGUGCAGAUGCAUGUGUCGCCUCAUCUAAGAUGUGCUAAACCACACGUCGACCGUCCCAAGAGUCCUGGAGCACCAGAGGAGGACGGAUGCACAGACGACAGCAAACCGCUCUCAGAGUCGAUGAGGAGACACGGCGGGAGGCCAAGGGUUCGAGAGAUCAACUCACCGGCGCACAGCAGCGACACUGAGUCACACACAAAAACCAAGAAUCAGAAGAAAAGGAAAGGGUCUCAUUCAUCUAAGCGGCUCCAUCGUGGACGCGGACAGAAGCGCCACCGGAGCUCCUCCAUGUCGCCGGGUCGGCACAGACACACGACCAAGAAGAAGAAGAGCAAGAGUCACGGGACGACCCGGCAGAGGAGCAGCUCCUGGAGCAGCGGGAGGUCAUCGUCACGAGCUCAUUCUAGAGAACACAGAUCCAGCAAGAACAAAUCACCACACGUCCGGCAGAACAACUCCAGGGAGAGAGACAGUCCUCAUCACUCGGAUGCAGAACGAUCUCGCCGGCACUCACGCAGUUAUUCUCCCAUCCGCAAGAGACGGAGAGACUCGCCCAGCUUCAUGGAAGCCCGCAGGAUCACCAGUGCACGAAAGCGUCCCAUCCCGUACUACCGGCCGAGCCCGUCCUCUUCCAGCUCGGCCAGCAGCUACAGCAGCUCGAGUCGCAGUCGCAGUCGCAGUCGCAGUUACUCCAGCUGCAGCAGCUCCAGUCGCAGUCGCAGUCGCUCCAGGAGCCCGAGUCCUGCGCACAGUUACUACAGCCGAAGCAGCUCCGACAGCCCCGGAUUCUGAGACCCAGAGAAGUGACUUUUAAAAUAAUAACAGUAGUGAAGAGUGGAUUUGAGCGAAGUGUGAACAAAAGCAUUUUAGGAUGUAAAUUAAUGCAAAUGAUAUAUUUGAUGUUACACUGUAAAACACAGGCAGUCUGUACAGAUUAAAAUCAGCCGCUUUUGUUUUACUCAAUAAGAGUUGCUGAGUAAAUGUCAAACACUGUAAAACGCAUUCAACGUUACACAUCGAUCAUGUCUCUAUUUAAAGACUAAAAGGCCUGAAGAACAAAGAUGAGAUGAGCACUUUUUCCUGACAUUCUUCCACGCUGCAAAAAUAACCAAAAAACUGGAUUAACAAUGAGAGACUAAUGUGACGGAGACUAAAACCAUCUCCAAAUCAAGAGACUUUAUUCCUACAGUGACAAUUCAGACUCAACAUGAUGAACGGAAGCAGAAACAAACCAUUCGGUUUUCCAGUAGCUUAUGAUUUGGGUGAAUCUCAUAAAGAAAUGUCCAGGUCAUUUAGAAAUAAGCAAUUAGAUGUCGAACAAAUAAAUUACCACAAACAAUUGUGACUGUAUUUUCAUAACAAUCAAGUAUACCCCAACAUUUGAACAAAUGGAUAUAUAGUUGCUCAAAUAAAUAAAAUAGUAAAUUAGUUUUUUUUUUUUGUUAUAUUGUUAUUAUUUGUUGCUUAUUAGACUUACACUUAUAUUGGUUUAUAUUUCUUGUUAUAUAUAUAUAUAUAUAUAA